Dama dama (fallow deer) is the source of this 694-nucleotide messenger RNA. RefSeq names its product trafficking protein particle complex subunit 6A (gene TRAPPC6A). The coding region runs from base 66 to 545 and encodes 159 amino acids. Gene Ontology annotation, cellular component: cis-Golgi network; trans-Golgi network; TRAPP complex. The record is from RefSeq and is a predicted model, not a curated record. Gene Ontology annotation, biological process: regulation of GTPase activity; endoplasmic reticulum to Golgi vesicle-mediated transport. Lineage: Eukaryota; Metazoa; Chordata; Mammalia; Artiodactyla; Cervidae. The transcript is spliced from 6 exons.
UUUGCCCAACUGGGCCAAUGAGAACACGAGACGCUGAGCGGUUGUUAGGCGACUGAGACCCGCGCAUGGCGGACCCGGCACUGUUCGAGUUUCUCCACACCGAGAUGGUAGCGGAGCUGUGGGCUCAAGAUCCAGACCCCGGCCCCGGGGGACAGAAGACCAGCCUGUUGGUCCUGGAGGGCAUGGGCUUCCGCGUGGGCCAGGCCCUGGGCGAGAGGCUGCCCCGGGAGACGCUAGCCUUCAGGGAAGAGCUGGACGUCCUCAAGUUCCUGUGCAAAGACCUGUGGGUGGCCGUGUUCCACAAGCAGAUGGACAGCCUCCGCACCAACCACCAGGGGACCUACGUCCUGCAGGACAACAGCUUCCCCCUCCUCGUCCGGAUGGCCUCGGGUCUGCAGUACCUGGAGGAAGCGCCCAAGUUCCUGGCCUUCACCUGCGGCCUCCUGCGUGGCACCCUCAGCACCCUGGGCGUCAAGAGCCUGGUCACCGCCUCCGUGGCAGCCCUUCCUGCCUGUAAGUUCCAGGUGGUGAUCCAGAAACCUUGAGGAGCCCCAGGUCCUACUCCCAGACGAGCCUCACAGCACCCCGGCCCAGAGACCCCCCUCCGCUGCUGCCUGUGCUGGGGGCUGGUGCUGGGGAGACCGGGGUCCCUGCGCUGCAGGGUGUCACAGAUGCCCAAUAGAUGGGUGUCAGA